This is a messenger RNA of Plodia interpunctella (Indianmeal moth), 851 nucleotides long. RefSeq names its product Translocase of inner membrane 10 (gene Tim10). The record is from RefSeq and is a predicted model, not a curated record. Gene Ontology annotation, cellular component: mitochondrial inner membrane. The transcript is spliced from 2 exons. Lineage: Eukaryota; Metazoa; Arthropoda; Insecta; Lepidoptera; Pyralidae. Bases 1 to 282 code for a protein of 93 amino acids. Gene Ontology annotation, biological process: protein insertion into mitochondrial inner membrane.
AUGGCGGCGCCCCAGUUGGACCCCGCGAAGCUGCAGCUAGUCCAGGAGCUGGAGCUGGAGAUGAUGUCAGACAUGUACAACAGGCUCGUGGGCGCAUGCCACCGGAAGUGCAUACCUUUGAAGUAUCACGAGGCUGAGUUAGGUAAAGGAGAGUCUGUGUGCUUAGAUAGAUGUGUGGCGAAAUAUUUGGACGUCCAUGAGCGCAUCGGCAAGAAGCUGUCUAAUAUGUCGUCAGGGGAGUCCGAGGACUUGACGAAGAUCAACAUCCCAGAGAAGAAAUAAUUAGGAAAAAAUAGAGGAGACAGUAAGGCAUUAUUUGUAAAGGUGUAGUGAAAAUUAGCGAAUAUAAUACUAUUUUGUUACAUCUUUAUGAUUGUCUUAAAAGCUCAUUGAGAUUGCCUGAACGAAGACACAUUGCAUUUAGUUUUGCGACAUUUAAAAAUAUUGUAAAGAUUUGCUUGAGUUUGAAAGUAGGUUACAAGAAAACUUUGGUAUUCGUUUAGGCGAUCUCUACCACACUGUCUGUGUCUCUAGCCCGGAAAAAUAAACGGAUUUGCGGGUACUUGGGAAGUAUAAGAGUGUUGUACUUAUAAAAUAAUUAAACACUACCUUUUUUCUUACGAAUUGCACUUUUGAGAGUUCAAAAUAAUUCAGUUUAAUGUCUUUAAUGUUAAAUGGUUACCUCAAUAUGUCAAAAGUGAUCAUAAUUAUGUCUAUUUGAAACUUAAAUAGAACGAAAUGCCUAAAUAUUUAAUUUUAUUAACUGAUGGAUGCAUUUCAGUGUGGGUGAAUUAGUUAUUUUUUAGUUAUUGUUAGAACAAAUUGUUAGAAAAUAAAAGUGUACAAGUUAA